Anneissia japonica is the source of this 1127-nucleotide messenger RNA. RefSeq lists its product as uncharacterized. The coding region runs from base 323 to 1099 and encodes 258 amino acids. The transcript is spliced from 3 exons. NCBI's taxonomy places the organism in Eukaryota, Metazoa, Echinodermata, Crinoidea, Comatulida, Comatulidae. The record is from RefSeq and is a predicted model, not a curated record.
GGAGAAGCAGAAUCAGCUUCCAACGACAGGAAGGGACAUGAUUGUUGGGAAAUACAACUUGCUUCUGCAAAAGAUAUAGGCCCUAAGUAGUAUAUACGACUCAUAUCAUUUUGAUCUUGGUAUGAUCCUAUAUCAAUCAAUCAAUCAACAAGGACUUGUAUAGCGACUAUAUCCACGCAGGCAGAUCAUUUUCUUCAAAGUUAAAUAAUCGGUGCAGUAUCAUAAUUACUUGAGGUACAGAAUCUGGAUUAUCUUCAUCAAUUUGGAGAGAGAGAGAGCUUUCUGAACGUUACAUAUUAUUAAUUUUAGGAAAGGCUCAACAAUGCUCAGUAAAAAAAUAUCAAAGGUAAUAUUCGGAUUACUAACUCUGAUCAAACUUGGUUCAGGUAUUCCUGUCUACCGUGGAGGAGCGCGCCACCCCCUGAGAACAGCCACUUACGACAGACUUAUAGAACAUCUAUUCAAAAAUCGAAUCGAACGUCAUCUGAGUACACAAAAGUGUGCUGAACAAGAUUUGAUCAAACAACAACAUACUGGAAUAGCAAUCGAUAUUUCACAGAUGGUUGACCUAGAAAAUUUUGAUUCAUCAUCAUCAUCAGACUCAUCAUUGGGAUCGUCCGCCUCGCUGCUGAGAAGCAGCAGGUCAUCGGAUGACCGUAACCAAUCAUCUCUCAUGGUCCUCACAGAGACACAAAAAAUGGAAGUUCUCAGCGUUUACGGCAGUUAUUUCCAAAACAGUUCUCGUAUGGCUGCAAACGAGGAGUCAACAGUUGCGAUCCACACAGACAGUAUUGCUACAAAACGAGAAUCAGGUCCUUUUAAAGUCGAAGUGUGUCCACGUGUAGAAACCUGGGAAACGUUAUAUUUAGCGAAAACCGAGGAUGGCAAACUGGUCCAAAUUGUACAGUUUCCAGAGAAUGGUAUGGAACAAUGGUUUUUGAAUGAGGAUUGUUCUGCACCUGUAUCAAAUGUUAUAAACAAUGUCAGCUGUGAAGUCAGAACACGUCUGGUCCAAGCCAUCGUUAUUGAUCAGAAGUCCAGCAGCGUAAAACAGCAACACAUCCAAGUGAAAAGUUGUGCUGCUCAUACGUUUCUUUGAUUCUGAGUUUGUUUGUUUGUUUGUUUGU